Molecule: messenger RNA, 1917 nt
Organism: Diaporthe batatas
Lineage: Eukaryota; Fungi; Ascomycota; Sordariomycetes; Diaporthales; Diaporthaceae
Exons: 2
Coding region: 359-1381 (340 amino acids)
Source: RefSeq, a predicted model, not a curated record
GCCGGGUUGGUACUUAGCUGAUCUGCUGCGUGAGGCUCAUCUUCGAUCCCGGUUCUCAGACCCAGCCAUCGUCCAUCAUCGUCAUCACACACCACAACCUCGCUGACACCUCGCUCGCAGUCGUUCAUUCAAUCCAUCAAAGCAAUUGGUGACACCAACGUCAGAGCACCCGUGCCGCUCGUCUAGAGAGACUCUCGGGAGAUACACAGACCCUCCAUCAGCCAUCAGCCAUCAGCCAUCAGUCAAUCCCACCACAGCGGACACAGCCGGCCCGACCAGAAGCUUAAGCUCCUCCCCCACGUUGCAACUGCAACUUCUCUCUCUCUCCCUCCACUAGCCACCUCAGCACAGCACAGCCAUGAGUCCCUUCUUCCGGGGCGGCGUCCGCCCUCUGCGUCGUCACCCACGCCCGUGGUCUAUGAACCCGCGACUGAACCCGGACCUCGCCAAGGACGAUGUGCACCUCGACGAGAAGGGCUUCCUCGAGACCACAGAGAUCAGGCUCCCCGUCACCAACAGCCUGUACGGCCGGCCCGCUGAUUUCCUCGUGCCCGUGCGUCCCGACUCGCCUGCCGCCCGGGACGAGCACGCACCUGCACCUGCCAUUGCCGAGGAAAGCGGGGCUACGCCGAGUGCGGGUGCAGAUGAGCCGACGCAUGCUGCUGCUGCACAGACGCCGGCGGCUGACGACGUCCGGGGUGAGACUGAAGCAGCCGACGACGAGCUGCGCCGGAGCUCGGUCCUGUCGGAGCAGUACCCCAUCCAGCGCCACGACGAUGAGGACUCACCCACCUCGUCUGAGCGGGGCGCCCUGAUUGACCAAUUCCCCACCCACAGCAACACCCGCGACUCUGGCGCCGUCAUCCUCGAGUCACCCAUCAUCAACUCCUUCGUGGAGAAAGGCGGGCCCGGCUGGGGAUCGCUCGCGGCCGCCAGUGCCAUUCAGCCACCCACCAGCGUGGAUGUGCCCCCCCAGGACUCUCCAGUCACUCCCAAGGCCGAGUCGGGUCAGGGCCACGAGGCGGGCGCCGGAGCAGACGUCUCCUCUGAACCAAUAGUGGAGGAAACUGGGGAGGAUUUCGAGGAUGACGACGCCACGCCCGUCCAGGAAGUCGCAACGGCCUUCGAGACGCCCUUCGAGACGCCCUUCGAGACCCCGUUCGAGACGAUGCCAAGCAAGGAGCUCGGUGCUGCCCAGCCGGCGCCCGUCACUGAGGCUGCACGGGUUCCGGGCGAGGACGUCGUGCGGGACGACCAGACCAUCUCCAGCAAGGCCCCGACCGUCAGCGACGCGUCAGCCACCGGCCGGGAGCCCCUGAUGAAUGAUGAUCAGCUCGAGUUGGAUGUGGAUGAUGACUUCAAGCCUCGAACGGCCGUAUGAGCGCCGUUACUACAGUGCGGUCCCGCAAAGAGACCCUUUUGUCUGUUGUACUCGUUUGUGAUGGGUGAAUUGCUUCGCAAUCGGACGGCACAGGUGCAGCGAGUAGCCGGUCACAGGUGCCGGCAGUCUGCAGAUCGAACGGGCAGCGGCCCAGACAUGAACAUUCUUGAAGCUGUUGCGACAUUUACUAUAAUCGAAGAGACGAGUACGAGUAUGGAUAUUCGACAAAGUCCCCCGGAAAGGGCUAAUUGCGUUUAAAGAGUUGGAAUGUAUUUACCUGUCCAGUUACUGUUGGGGAAGUGGGAGGUGGCACUGGCCACGGGGAGGCAUGAUAUCAACAAUACCCAAAGCGAUCUUUUUUUACGACAUCACGAAACCGUUCUUUUAUUUUGCAACGGGAGGUUGGUCGACGAGGGCGUUUUAUUCUACGGCACUGAUUAUGGGAGCACAGGCACUUACUUGCGUGUCUGAUGCUACCCGGCCUGGACAGAGCAUGCUGCGCAUGUUCUACGAUAAUAAAAGCACAUUUAAUUUCG